Sclerotinia sclerotiorum 1980 UF-70 is the source of this 1005-nucleotide messenger RNA. RefSeq lists its product as hypothetical. Gene Ontology annotation, molecular function: catalytic activity. The transcript has 4 exons. The record is from RefSeq and is a predicted model, not a curated record. Lineage: Eukaryota; Fungi; Ascomycota; Leotiomycetes; Helotiales; Sclerotiniaceae. The coding region runs from base 1 to 1005 and encodes 334 amino acids.
AUGGCGUCUCCAAACUUCUCAACAAGAACCCACACCACAAGCCGCUCCUUCACCUACUCAUACAUCCACAUUGAACCCUCGACCCCUUCAAAACCCUACAUACUCUUCCUCCAUGGCUUUCCCUCCUCCUCUCACGACUGGCGCCAUCAAAUCACCUACCUAUCCUCCAAAUGCUACGGAAUCAUCGCUCCAGAUCUACUCGGAUAUGGAGGCACCUCCAAGCCCUUCUCAAUCGAAUCUUACAAAUUCAAAGACAUGGCUUCCGAUUUACACGAAAUCCUCUCCUUACACUCCAUUUCCGCAUCUCACAAAGUGUUAGGUGUAGGACAUGAUUGGGGAAGUUCGAUGCUCUCACGGAUGGUAAAUUAUUAUCCGGAAUUGUUUGAGAAAUUAGUAUUCUUAGACAUAGGAUAUCAGGCACCUGGUGGACCGGGAUUUAAUUCCGACUUGGUGAGGAUGAUUAAUGCGCAAAUUAAAGAGAUGGCUGGAUAUGAAGUUUUUGGAUAUUUUUUGUUCAUGGAUGAGGAAGGGAGUGCGGAGUUAAUGGAUAAGAAUCCCGAGUCCGUCAUGUCACUGUUUUAUAGCCUAGACAGUGAUCUAGGGAAGGAAAACUUAGGAGCUACAGGAGGUUUUCGUAAAUGGCUUGACGGGAGUAUGAUAGCUCCUUACCCAGCUUUUGUCAAAGACGAGGACGUAGCGAGUUUUAAAGCCUUAUUCUCACCUGAGAACGAAGGAUUUGGUGCUGCGAAAAACUGGUACACAGCACAAUUACACGGCAUCAAUGUAGCAGAUGACCAAGCCAUCCCCAAAGAAAAAGCCAUUCUUCACCAACCAACCCUCCUCGUAACAUCUACCAAUUACGCUAGCUUAAGCGCGAAUUUUGCUUCGCAAAUGAAACCGUAUGUAUCGAAUUUGAGGGUUGAGAAUUGGGAAGCUGGCCAUUGGAUUCAACUUGAGAAGAGUGAGGAGACAAAUGUGUUGUUGGGGGAAUUUUUUGAGGGUUGA